CUCGCUGGCCCCAAACAGACCACCAGCCCACAACACCAACGAGAUUUCCAUCUUCUCUCUCUCUCUCUCUUGGGGAGGAAACGCGACCUUGGUCGUGCUGCUCGAAGUCCGUGAAUUUUCUCGGAAGCCGAGGAGCUUCUUUUCCAUUUCUGUCGCCUUUUCUUCUUUGGUUCUUGUUUCUGAGAAAUCCCUCUUUGGCCGUUUCCCACGAAUAUACCUUGCUUCAACAAAUCUAGAAAAGAUCGACCAUCAAGAUCGCUUUUUUUCCAUUGAGAAAUCUUGGCAUGAAGAAUAGCCCCAGCUAGAAAUUCAAAUAUGGGGAUGAGCCCUUGUGUUAGGGCCUGGAUCUUUAUUUCCGUUCUGUCUUUGUGAUCGCUUGCAUCGGAACUGAAGUUGGUGUUUUCUCGACUGGAAUUACGUAUUACGGACUAGUUCUGGCUUCUGUCUUUCAAUUUUCAGUUUUGGAAGGGUGGAUAAAACAUUUCGUGGGACAUGGCUUUCUCUCUAACUAAUCAUCGCGUGCCUUCACAAUGCGGGUAUCAGGAUACGCGUUCGUCCUUUCAGGGGAAGUCUCAUUUUGGCCAAACGUCAUCAUCGUUUUGCGAUGGAGAUGCAAGGGUGGUGAGAAACUAUAACAAUGUACAUGAUCUAACCUGGAAGUUUCAGGAGUUCUUCAGCGAGAAUGAGCAGGCCGGUGCGCCUCCAGCGUAUAAGAGACGGAGGAGCUCGAUAAUUGAGAAUCCAUCUGCUACAAAUUAUAGGUCGCCUUUCUGUUCUGGGGAUUUGGAUCGGACUGAUCGUUCUUGGUGUGAUAUCAAUAGCAACUCUACUACUACGCUGUUGAGACACACUGCCAAUCCGUAUAAUGCACCAUCAACAAGCAGUAGUUUCGUCUUCCAGACAAGAGCAGAUGAUCGCCUUGGGGCCUUUUCUGGCUACAACUACGAGCCAAGAAGUUAUUCAGAUAACGUCUCGACAAGUGAUAACUCACGUGAAUCAUCUCAAGGUUUCAUGUCCAGGGAAGAAUUGGAAAGAUGCUCUCCUUCAAGGAAGGAUGGCAUAGAUUUGCAUCGAGAGACGUACUUGAGAUAUUCCUACUGUGCUUUCCUUCAAAAUCUGGGAAUGCAGCUUAAAUUGCCCCAGACUUCAAUUGGAACUGCAAUAGUCCUCUGUCACCGGUUCUUUGUUCGCCGUUCUCAUGCUUGUCAUGACAGAUUUUUGAUCGCAACAGCUUCCCUUUUCUUAGCUGCAAAGUCAGAGGAGACUGCUCGUCCCUUGAACACUGUGCUGAAGGCAGCUUUUGAAAUUUGCCAUGAACACAACUUUCCAUUUUCCUCCCGUGCUAACUGGUUCGAGGAGUACAAGGAACAAGUCCUUGAUGCUGAACACAUAAUAUUGACAACUCUGGACUUUGAGCUUGGUGUUCAGCAUCCAUAUGUUCCACUUACCUCAGUUCUUAAUAAGCUGGGGAUUAGACAAUCUGUUCUUGUGAAUUUGGCUUGGAGCUUGAUCAAUGAAGGAUUUUGGUGAUGGUAGAAAGCUAAUGCUAGGUUGCUGAGCUCUCUAGUCCUUCUCUUGUUCCCUGUUGACCGCCUCUAGUAUGUGCUCUACAGCCUCUACUGUGGUGGCCAAUGGUACUGGCAAGUGAAGCUAUUGAAGGCCUGAAUAUGAGUAGACAUAGUACCAUUAGACUUUCUGACAUUCGAAACUCCUUUCUGCACUUUGUAGUAAAGAAUGAAGGCUGCUGAUCAUGAAAUCCAAGAAAAGUUCAAAGAAGUCUGUCUCAGUGAUGCAGUACAUGGGUUGGGUCUUUGAGAACGACGGUAGUCUUUGUUAAUUGGAUUUAUCUGGUUACGUGAAGCUGUGGUAGUGAUACACAAAAGGGGAAAAGGGAAUGAUGAUAAUGUACUGGCAAAAUAUGAUACAGAAAUAAAAAGUUAAAGCAUUUUACUGGUGUCUUUGACACUAAGGGAGUUGCCUAUGAGGACUUAGAUGGGGCCUGGUGUUGAUUGGCUUUAUAAAUCUUCUGUGUGGAGACAGAUAAAUGCCUUUUUUAUUGUUUGUUCUUUUGCUUGGGAUGAUGGUAAGACCAAAGUUCUGAUAAGCAAAUGCGUCUUUUUCUUAGACGGAUGGUUCUGUUUGUCCUUGCAUGUUAUCUUUUCAGAAAGCUACAAUGGUGAAGGUACUCUGGGUCAACCUUUUUAAUGACAUCUCUCUCUGUCUCUCUCUCUCUCUCAUAUGUUGCAUCUCAGUAUUCUGACCAUUUUGGAGCCAGCAUAUAAUAUUGGGAAUUCAUGACAACGUUGUCAGAAUGUUACUGUGUUCAUAUUGUGAUACCUUGAUAUUGUCAUGAUUUUAUAAAAAAGAAAAAGAAGAAUCUCUCUCUCUCUCCUUCUUCCCCCCCACCCCCCUCCCCCCCCCCCCUCCCCGCCCCCCCGCUGUGGAAGGUGAAGAUAUGGAGAGGGAGUUUAACACAGGUUUGGGUUUCUUGGCCUUUUAGAAGUAACACAUGACUAAGAUUGAAUAUGACCCUCUCUCUCUCUCCCCCCACCCCCCCCUCACUCACUCACUCACUCUUUGAUGGAAGUAAAAAAUGUAGAGUUUAACACAGGUAUGGUGUCUUUCCUUUUAGAAAUAAUAUAUAGAUCGAUAAACACCUGCUUAUGUUGACUAUGGUGGUUAUUGCUUGUGCUUUGGCAAAUUGUUGUGAAGCUGGGCAUAUAGAUGAUUUCUUCUUCUGGGAGAGAGAAGUAUCUAUUUAGCAUAAGGAAGCAGAUCUAUUUGUGCAGUAUCCUACUGCUUUAAAAAAUAUUUUCUUAAGCUAUUGCAUUCUGCUGAGCAUAGUCUAGUAUAAGGUGAUUUUGCCAGGUAAUUUAGUUGGGAAGAAUAAAUAUCAUACCCAUUCAUGUCACAGUCACUACAUUAACUUUGCCAUGCGUUAAUCUGUGUGGUUGCCUACAAUGUACCUUUUACAUUAAAAUGUCUGCACUGUCUGUGCAUCAUAUGGUUAUGGCUGUGAAGCAUUUCUUUCACUCAAAGUGUCUAUUUUUUCCAAAAUCUUUUGUUCUCAUUCCUUUUUGGGUUAUAAGCAUAGAAAAUUUUCAUUGGUUGUUGGAUUUUUCAACUGAUAAUUAGUAUUUAGAACACUCAAAAUAUGUGGAGAUUUGCAAGUAUUGACUUUUUCUUUCAAAAGGAACUUGGGAUGUUUUUUUGAUAAUCAGUUUUAGCCUGUUAAGUUGUCCAGAUCUACACUGUUGAAGUCCAUGUUAAUAUAAACUUGUCUGGGCUUGUUUACUGUGCACUAUUAUCACGCAUACGUCAAACCAAUUGUCCUUAUGCCUGACCUCUGCAUUCACAUUAUUCGGGGCAUUUGACACUUUUGUUAGACCUGGAGUCAUGUCAUUAAUGCGGCCCCACUUCCCAUGUUUCCAUAUGCAUGGUAUCCUUUAAUAAAAUGCUGCAAGCUCCAAGUGUAUACUUAUUUUUCAUUCAUUUUCUUCAUGUGAAAUAGGUAGUCUUAAUCCAUCAUGAAAUCUCAACUGCAGGGUCUUCUCCAAUUGAAAUGCCCUGCUAUAGGAUACUACUGUCAGACUGAUAUGCUGUUUAAUGUAGCCGUUUUAUGGUUUUUGGUAGUUGAAUUUUUUAUUAUAUUUGCAAUUACCUCACUUUGAUAUUGAGGAAUAAUUUUUUUUUUAGGUUUUCGCUUUUGUGCCUUCUAAGUUCUAUCAAUGUGCUUAUGUUUUUCUUUUCUCAUGCUGGCAAUAGGUGGAUUUGCCAGUUCCUUUCAGUUUUUGUGCAAUCAAUUUUUGGGAACCCUUAACCAAGUAGCUUGUGUUGUCGAUCAGGCCCACAUAAUUUAUUCAACCAAUGGCAGUAAUUUUUGUUUUGCCAAAAUUAUUAAUAUUAAAACUCAGAGGGGGUAAUGGGUUUCUAUACUAUGUUUCCCUUCUCUAUUUUGUUUCUAUGUUUCCCUUCUCUGUACUUGUUUUUAUCUCUGAAAAUGGCAUCUUUGGUUUCUCAUUCUCUCUUUUAUUCAUGAUUUUAUAAGAUCCUUAAUCCUUAUGAUAUACUUUCCAUAUAAUCUGCGUGAAUCUAAUGACAAUGGUUUUCCAUUUAGUAUUAUGUCACAGGAAUAUCUCUAUUUGGGUGAGGUACCCGUGUUGACAUGGUGCGACAUGGGUACAGGUAUGCCCCUAGACAUGGCCCGGACACAGUCAAACUCGUAUCAGACGUGAUUAAUGCACCCUUGGCCGUAUCCAUCCUUUUUUGGAUUUGGUCAAAGUUUUACUGAGUCCAUUUUUGUCCAACAAUUAGGGUUUUUUAAACCAUCAUGUAUAUGCAAUGUAAAUGAAGAGACUUCGCAGAAACUGAAGGGCUCUUACUAUUCUCUACAAUCUGAUUACUCCUGUUCAGCAAGAUUUUCUGAUGACGGGCGAUUUUUUGAUGGCCUAGUUUUUCUUAAUUUGUUAUGUAGUGUUUUAUUUGUUUAAAUUCUUUUUUUGUUAUAUAAAUAUAAAUAUGUGGUCCCUGACCCUUAUAUGCCAAACUUUGUUGGGAAUCAUCUAGGCCAUCAAUUCCAAUGAGAUCAGAUGGGCGGAUAUUAAGUUGCAAAUAUAGAAGUCAAACUGUUUUUCAAGAGUGUAUAAUAACCUUGAAAGGAGGAGAGGGAGAGUAGAAACAAAUGAGUUUCCUUAAAUGAAACUCCUUUGUCUUCUUUGAAAGAUAGUUUGGACUCUUGAAAAAACAAGUUGACUUCUACUUUUGCAACUUAAUCUCUAUGUCUAAUCUCCUUACAAUUAACGGCCUAGAUGAUUCCAUCAAGUUCAAGUUUGGUGGUAUAUGAGGAUCUAGUAUUUACCAGUUUUCCUGUAUCCUCUCUCUCUCUCUCUCUCUCUCUCUCUCUCUCUCUCUCUCUCUCUCUCUCUCUCUCUCUCUCUCUCUCGCUCUUUAUAUAUAUAUAUAUAUAUAUAUAUAAA
This is a messenger RNA of Nymphaea colorata (pocket water lily), 4976 nucleotides long. RefSeq names its product cyclin-T1-4-like. The record is from RefSeq and is a predicted model, not a curated record. Gene Ontology annotation, biological process: positive regulation of DNA-templated transcription, elongation; regulation of transcription by RNA polymerase II. NCBI's taxonomy places the organism in Eukaryota, Viridiplantae, Streptophyta, Magnoliopsida, Nymphaeales, Nymphaeaceae. Gene Ontology annotation, cellular component: nucleus; cyclin/CDK positive transcription elongation factor complex. Gene Ontology annotation, molecular function: cyclin-dependent protein serine/threonine kinase activator activity. The coding region runs from base 493 to 1530 and encodes 345 amino acids. The transcript is spliced from 6 exons.